Messenger RNA from Notechis scutatus (mainland tiger snake), 1146 nucleotides. RefSeq names its product Sp5 transcription factor (gene SP5). The record is from RefSeq and is a predicted model, not a curated record. Gene Ontology annotation, biological process: regulation of transcription by RNA polymerase II. Gene Ontology annotation, molecular function: DNA-binding transcription factor activity, RNA polymerase II-specific; RNA polymerase II cis-regulatory region sequence-specific DNA binding. Lineage: Eukaryota; Metazoa; Chordata; Lepidosauria; Squamata; Elapidae.
AUGGCCGCGGUGGCCGUCCUCCGGAACGACUCCCUGCAGGCGUUUCUCCAGGAUCGGACCCCCAGCGCCUCUCCCGACUUGGCCAAGCACUCGCCUCUGGCUCUCCUGGCCGCCACCUGUAGCCGCAUCGGGCAGCCCAGCGCGCCGGUCGCUCCUUCGGAUUUCCUGCAGGUCACCUACGAGUCGAGCUUGGGCUCCCCGUCCAGGAUCUUUCACCCGUGGAGCAGCGACAUGCCAGCCCAUUCCCCGGGCGGACUGCCUCCCCCGCCGCCGAGCCUGGGGCUGACUCCGCAGCCGGCUUUCGCGGGCGGCCACGAGCUGCCGCUGACGCCCCCCGCCGACCCAUCGUACCCUUACGAAUUCUCCCCGGUCAAGAUGCUCCCGGCUUCCAUGGGCGCCCUCUCCUCUGCCUGUCCCCCGCCGGCUUACGUGCCCUACGCCGCCCAGGCGGCCCUCCCGCCGGGCUACUCCAACCUGAUGCCGCCCCCGCCGCCCGCCCCUCAGUCCUGCCGGCAGCUCUCGCCGGCGCCCGAGGACCUCCCUUGGUGGAGCAUCCAACAGGCGGCGCCGGGGCCGGGGACUUGCGCGCAUCGCUUCGCGGCCGCCGGUGGGUUGCAGCGCGGCUUGGUCUUGGCGCCCUCGGAGCUGGCGCAGUACCAGUCGCAGCUGGCCGCCCUGCUGCACCCCAAGGCGCCCCUGGCGGCCACGGCCAGGAGGUGCCGCCGCUGCCGCUGCCCCAAUUGCCAGGUGGCAGCAGGCAACGGGCCCGACGCCACCGCCGAGCCCGGGAAAAAGAAGCAGCACGUGUGCCACGUCCCCGGCUGCGGGAAGGUCUACGGCAAGACGUCGCACCUCAAGGCGCACCUGCGCUGGCACACGGGCGACCGGCCCUUCGUCUGCAACUGGCUCUUCUGCGGCAAGAGCUUCACGCGCUCCGACGAACUCCAGCGGCACCUGCGGACUCACACCGGCGAGAAGCGCUUCGGCUGCGCCGAGUGCGGCAAGCGCUUCAUGCGCAGCGACCACCUGGCUAAGCACGUCAAGACGCACCAGAACAAGAGGCUCAAGGCCGGCCUUGGCCUCGGCCUCCCUGGGGGCGACGGACGCGCUUGCGCAAUCAAGCGAGAGGAGUCGCGGGACUUGUGA